Messenger RNA from Xiphophorus maculatus (southern platyfish), 16168 nucleotides. RefSeq names its product KIAA1109 ortholog. The coding region runs from base 174 to 15650 and encodes 5158 amino acids. Gene Ontology annotation, biological process: synaptic vesicle endocytosis. Lineage: Eukaryota; Metazoa; Chordata; Actinopteri; Cyprinodontiformes; Poeciliidae. The record is from RefSeq and is a predicted model, not a curated record. The transcript has 94 exons.
UAAGAACAGGAAGAAACGCUCAGUGGCGUACAGCCGUGUAAAUAGUGAACAUAGGAUGCUAGGUGUGGAUCCCGACAGAAGGGCGGCUGCUGCUGGUUGACUGGAGCCAGGAUGAGACCUCCUCCCGUACCGGGAGUUCUACGUUUUCUGCCGCUGCCUGAGAGCCUGUAGCCAUGGAUGAACAAGGCUCCAACAACACCUCCUUCCUCAACUACGAGGAUCUGGAGACCUACCUGAACCGGCACAACUCCAAGUUCAUCUGGCUGCUCGUUGCCACCAUUCUGUCCUGUGGAUGGAUCAUCUAUUUAACUUAUUACAACUCUCGCAACAUCGGCCUCUUCCUCACCCUCAUCAUCAACCGGCUUUACAAGGGAGGCUACAUUCACAUCGGUUCGUUCUCCUUCUCAGUGCUGUCGGGGAAAGUCAUGUUCAGAGACGUUUACUACAUCAACCAGGACAUGUCCAUCAGGAUCCAGGAUGGCUUCCUCAUAUUUCGCUGGUGGAAAAUGUAUAACCCAAAACAAAAGCAGCAUGAUCCCAAAGCUGAGACGAGGCUGUUUGUGACGGUGAACGGUUUUGAGUUCCACGUCUACAACCGGACCGACCUUUACGCCCGGCUGCAGGAGACGUUCGGCCUGGACCCCACGCUGCUCAACGCCCGGCGGGACGAGGAGCGGGGCCCGGAGCCCCGGAACCACGCCCAGAACCACGCCCUGGACAGUGUGAACGUCCAGACGGAGAGUCCCGAGCCGUCGUCGUCAUGGCGAUCCCUCAUCCCAGUGAUCAAGCUGAACAUCAGCACUGGUCGCCUGGCGUUCGGGAACCACCACCUGCCUCAGACUCUGUGUGUGAACUUCGAGGACGCCUUCCUGACCUACGCCACCAAGCCACCGUCCAGCCACCUGGACCAGUUCAUGCACAUCGUCAAAGGGUCGCUGGAGAACGUGCGCGUCAUGCUGGUUCCCAGUCCGCGCUACCUGGGCCUGCAGAACGAUGAGCCUCCCAGACUGAUGGGCGAGGGCUUUGUGGUGAUGCAGUCCAACGACGUGGACAUCUACUACUACCAGGAUGAACCCGGCCUGGUCCCCGUGGAGCAGGACGGGUCGGAGGAGGCCGAGACGAGCAGCGAGGACGAUAAGCUGCAGGACCUCCCUCCAUGUUGGGGUCUGGACAUUGUCUGUGGAAAGGGGACGGACUUUAACUACGGGCCGUGGGCGGACCGCCAGAGGGACUGUCUCUGGAAGUUCUUCCUGCCGGCCGACUACCAGGCCAUGAAGGUGAGCGAAGUGGCCCAGCCAGGAAAAGCCCGGCAGAUCCAAGCCUUCGAGCUUCGCAUGAACAUCAUCGCUGACGCCACCAUCGAUCUGCUCUUCACCAAAAACAGGGAAACCAAUGCCAUCCAUGUGAACGUAGGCGCCGGCUCCUACCUGGAAGUCAACAUCCCCAUGACUGUGGGAGAGAAUGGCUACUCCCCCAACAUCAAAGGCCAGCUGCUGCACGUGGACACCACCAGCAGCAUGCAGUACCGGACGCUGCUGGAGGCCGAGAUGCUGGCGUUCCACGUGAUCGCCAGUUACCCCUGCGUGUGGAACAUGCCCCAGUCUUGGCAGUGCGAGAUCGAGGUCUACAAGGCCACGUACCACUUUAUCUACGCCCAGAAGAACUUCUUCACAGAUCUGAUCAAGGACUGGGCGAGCGACAGUGCGCCGGAUAUCUACUCCUUUGUGCCGUAUUCCUGGAAGUUUAAGAUCUUAUUCCACCAGUUUGAGAUGAUUUGGGCGGCGAACCAGCACAACUGGAUCGACUGCUCCACCAAGCAGCAGGAGAACGUGUACCUGGCGGCCUGCGGCGAGACGCUCAACAUCGACUUCACGCUUCCUUUCACCGAGUUCGUCCCCACUACCUGCCACACCCGCUUCAGCCUGAGGGCCGAGGACACGGACAUGCGGCUGUCGCUACCGGAGUGCCACCCCAGCCGCUACCCGCUGCUCACCCUGGCCAAGGACUACCAGAGCGUCAAGCUGCCCGGUGACGGCGCGGCGUCCGGAGACGGCCAGGGAGCCCCGUCCUCCAAAACCAGCAAGCCGCGCUGGAGGAACAUCACCAAAGCAGAGGCCGGCUGGGUGGACUGCUGGAGCGUCCCAAACUUCCUGCUCAUCAUCGACUACACCUGGCAUCCCAUCUACCCCCAGAAGGCGGACGAGCAGCUCAAGCAGUCGUUCUCAGAGAUAGAGGAGUCCAUGCUGUCUGCGAUCCGCCCCCCCGACCAGGGCGCGGCGCCACGUUUCCCCUGCGGCGCCGCCCCGGCUGCGCGGCUCCCCGCCGACCCGUCGGACCUGCCGCCCGACCGGCUGCAGGUGGAGAUGGAAAUGUCUCCGGACUCCCAGAUCCUCCUGUACGGGCCUCUGCUGCGUGCCCUCAUCGCCAUCAAGGAGAACUACUUCGGGGAGGACGACAUGUACACGGACUUUGAGGAGGCCGUGUCCAGCCCGGUGCCGUCCUCAGCCACCUCGUCAGGCCUCGGCUACUCUUCGUCUCCUGGCGCGGAGGACGGCGCACACGGCCACCCCCUGGACCUGCGGCCCUGGGAUAUCACCGUACUGAUCAACCUCUACAAGGUCCACGGCCGGCUGCCAGUGCACUGCAGCAGUGAAGGUCCAGAAGGCCCGUCCGGCUUCCUGGAGCGCCUCUGCUUCGAGAUGAAGAAAGGCUACAAGGAGACGAUGCUGCAGAUGAUCCUGUCGCCCAUUCACAUCUUCGUCAGCGACAACUACCAGCGCCCCACGGCGGACGGCGUGCUGAGAGACGGACACCUGAGUCUGUCCGGGCUGCAGAUGAGGGCGCACGCCAUGUUUUCGGCUCAGGGCCUCCCUCUGGGCAGCGACACGCUGGAGUACGCGUGGCUCAUCGACAUGCAGGCUGGGGCGCUGACUGGCAGGGUCACGGUUCCUCAGCUGGCUAGCAUGGUUGAGUGGGCAGAGACGUUCAUUUUCCACGUGGUUUCCAGGGAGUUCCAGCUGGAGCAACCCAAACCCUCCAUCAUCUGCCAGCAUGGCGUGGACCGCCGCAUCUGUGCCGACAAGCUGGGCCGCCUGCCCGGCCACUGCCGCACCUCCGAGGAGCUGAAGUACACCAUGACCCGUCUGGCGCUGGAUGGAGUCGACCUCUUCGUCGUGGAGCACGGCUGUGCCGCCAGCAUCAAGACGGCCGCCGUCCGGGUCGCCACCUGCAACCUGCACAACCAGGCGGUGGGGGAGGGCAUCAGCGCCGUGGUGCAGGACAUCAACAUUCGGCAGUACAUCGAGCAGCAGCAGCCAGGUCAGGGGCAGCCUCCCCUGCUGCGCCGCUCCGUCUGGCUGGAGGCAGGUUCGGUCAACCUCAACCUCAUCACGGCAGACAUCGCACUGGCGGCCGACCACCCAGCCAAGUGUAACGUCCAGAGACACUUCCUGGAGCUGCACGACGCGCAGACCAGAAGGCUCUGGUUUCUGUGGCCCGAUGACGCCAGCCUGCGCAGUAAGCGCAGCCGGAACCGCUGCGGCUGCCUGGGCGGCUGCAGGUUCUUCGGAGGAACCAACAUGGGUCUGGACUUCUUCAGGCUAGAGGAGCUGACGCCGUCGUCUUCGUCUGCCUUCUCCUCUUCCGGCGCCGAGUCCGACAUGAGCUACGGCCAGUCGCUGCUGCAGCCCACCGAGUGGAUCGUCACCAAGGAGACGCCCAAAGUGGACGGUAAAGUGGUCGGGCUGAAGCGGGACACGCACUCCCCCUGCCUGCCACCGGAGGUGCCAGAGAGGCGCAGCCAGCAGCACCUGAGCCUCCAGGUGCCCCAGCGCUCCCACAGCUCCGCCUCCUCCUCCGAGGAGAACAGCUCCUCCAGCGCCGCGCUGCCCCUGCUGGCAGGAGAGAGAGACUCGCCGCCUCCUAGCGCCGAGGAGCGCCGCUUCCCGCUCAGCGCCAGAACCCACGCCGACGCGCUGGGUGACGUCCCCGAGGCGUCCCCCCUGUCCCCCGUCUCCCAGGACCACGCCUCGGUGCGCUGCCCGCUCUGCUCGCCGCUGCGCCGCCAGUCUUCGGUCCAUUCGGGUCGGCUGGGCAGCACCAAGAGUCUGUCGGCCGCUGUGUUCGCCGACAAGCCUCCGGUCGCUAUGACCUCCGCCGGUGGCGGUGGCGGAGGCGUCCAAUUCAGCAGCGAGGUCUCGCGUAGCGACGAGAACGUCCUGGACUCGCCCCGGCAGCGGCGCAGCUACGGCUCGUUCCCCUUCACGCCGUCGGCCGACUCCAGCACCUUCCACCAGUACCGCUCAGCCGACUCCAGCAUGUCGGUGGCCGAGAGCGAGGCCUACUUCUCCGCCACCGAGGACUUCGAGCCGAUCAGCAGUGCCGACGAGGGGCCCGGCACGUACCCGGGUCGCAAGAAGAAGAGGCGGCAGCAGAUGCAGCAGCCGCAGCAGCCGCCGUACCGCAUGGAGAGCUACAGCCGCAGCUCCAUAUACCACAGCGUGGAGGGGCCUCUGACCUACGUCCUGAACGGGGAGCUGAUCACGGAGCCCCGCCCCCCGCCGCCGCCCCAGCCGCUGGCCGCCCACCCGUCCCAGGCCUCCUUCGUGUCGGCGCUGGCCAUGGAGGAGGAGAGUUCUGUGGAGGCGGAGAAGACGGCCGAGCCCGGCCCGGUGACCCGGCAGCCUCACGUCAUGGCCUGCUACCAGAACUACCUGGCCCACUACCAGGUGUCCAACUGGUCCGUCAAGCAGCCGACCAACAAAAGAACCUCCAAGUCGUCUCUGCACCGGCCACUGGACCUGGACACGCCCACCAGUGAGGAAAGCUCCGCCUCCUUCGACCAGCUGGCCGUGCCCGGCUUCAAGGUAAUCAAGCCGGGCCUGUCUGCCACCUCCCUGCUGGACCGCGGGCUCCAGCUGAUGGGCGACAACACCAGCACGCCGUACACGCCGCUGGAUAAAAGAGCCAUGGAGAACACGGACGAGGACACGACGACGGACGACUGGUCGCUGGAGCAGCCGCUGGCUCAGACCAGAACCACGGCCAUCGUGGAGGUGAAAGGCGCCAUCAACGUGGUUCUGACGCCGCUGGUGGCCGAGUCCCUGGACAGAUACAUCGAGUCCAUGGUCCACUUCGAAAGCGUCCGGCACCCGGCGGCCAUCUUGGACGACCUGCACGGUAAAGUGCUGACCGAGGCGUAUCAGAUCAGCAAGUCCACGGUGGCCGAGUCGAGUCAGACGGCCAAGCCGGAGCAAAAGCUGUCCAAGCCGGACGCCGCCACUCUGACCUCCAGCGGACAGACGGAGCUGUCCGUCAAACCCGACAAUGUCAAGAUAAAGGGGCUCCAGGCCAACGUCUCCAUCCCAAAGGUGAACCUUUGCCUCCUGCAGGCCUCCGUAGAGGAAGGCUCCCCGUCCGCUAAAUGCGUCCCACACGUGUCUCUGGUGGCGCUGUGCUUCGACCGGAUCGCCACCCAGUUCAGGAUGAACCGGGGGAUCGUUGAGGAGACGCCGAACGCCACCGAACAUGGCCGACCAUCCGUCAUGUUGGAGAAGUACGCGUCGGCCACCAAGAUGCAGCCACAGUCGUCCGGGUCGCUGCGCUCCAACGCCGGCAUCGAGAAGGGCAAAGAGAUCGCCGCCAGGCUGAACGUCCACCGGAUCCACAGCCAGCUGCGCGGACUGGACUCCACAGACGUGGGAACGUUCGCCAUCACCGCCAUCCCAUUCGAGAAGUCCAAGGUUCUGUUCGGCCUGGAGGACCUGGACGAGUUCUCCCUGGUGGACGAGACGGACGGCCAGGCGGCGCCGAGCGACCCGACUCGCACCGCCGCCUCGCUGGAGAAAUGGGGCUGGAUCAUGUUCGAAUGCGGCAUCGAGAACCUCACUAUCAAAGGCGGCCGUCAGUCCGGCGCCGUUCUCUACAACGCCUUUGGCAUCAUGGGACACUCGGACGGCGGCGGGAAGACCGGGACCGGCAAGUCCAACGGCUCCACAGGAUCCCAGACCGGAAGCGGCUACAGCACCGACGUUUCUGACGACAACCUGCCCAACGACGUCAUCAGCCCCAACUCUGACGCCAACGACAACUCGGACUCGGACGAGCAGGAUGAAGGCGUGGAGUCUGACGACCUGAAGAAAGAUCUCCCCCUGAUGCCGCCACCGCCCGACUCCAGCAGCAUGAAGCUAACCAUCAGGGAGAUCUGGUUCAGCUUCGCUGCUCCCACCAACGUCCGCUCAGCGUCCCAGACCAUGUCCAGGCAACUGAACCUGCUGAGCACCGCCACCCCGGCCAUUGGCGCCUGGCUCGUCCCCAUCGACCAGCUCAAGUCGUCGCUACGGAAACUGGACAUGGAGGGAACGCUGCGCGUCUGCGCCGUCAUGGGCUGCAUCAUGACGGAGGCUCUGGAGAAGAAGAGCAUCCACAUCCCGAUCCGCAGCAAGUACAACCGGGUGACGAAGCGCGCCCGCUACCUGCACGAGAACCCGUCCUGCAUGCUGUGCAACAUCCUGCACCGCUACCUGCAGCAGGCCGACUACGCCAUCAUCGAGGAGGCCACCAUGAAUGACGGUGUUCCGGCCCUGGUGACGCUGAAGAAGGGUCUGGUGGCUCUGGCCCGGCAGUGGAUGAAGUUCAUCGUUGUGACUCAGGGCUUCAAGGCCAUCGGCCUGAUGGGUCCUAGCCAGAUCGCCAAGCCCAAAGAGGCCCAGCAGAACCAGCCCGACCCGGUACUGGGCCUGGAUAACGGCGCCGCGCUGCACAGCGACACCAGCGCCGACGGAGCGGAGUUCGAGUUCGACGCAGCCACAGUGAGUGAACACACCAUGCUGCUGGAAGGAGCCUGCAGCCGCCCCCCGCCCAAGGAGGCCAGCACCGGCCCGGUCAGCGGCGUCGAGAUCAUGAGGAAGCUUUCCAAGUCCCACACACACAACGAGUCUGCCCACAGGAUAAAGGGUUCGCAUCCCUACCAGUCGCUGAGCUACACCAGCGGCGACACGGCGGCCGACUCGCCGGCCCACGUGAGCCGCGGCGGAGGGCCACCGGCCAGGGACAGCCCGCGCAAGGAGAGCCUGCUGAGCAACCUGACGGGCAGCUUCCGCAGCCUGCACAACCUGCUGGAGGGAACGCCGCAGCGGAGCGACACAGCCGCCGCCGCCAAGAGCAGCUCCCUCACACGCACAGGGACGGACAUGCUGACCGAACAUCCGCUGCUGUCCGAGCCAUCCUCCGUCAGCUUCUACAACUGGAUGUCCAACGCCGUGGGGAACCGGGCCGGCUCCGCGUCAAACGACUCCCCACUCAGUCGCUCCCAGCCAGGCGGAACCUGCACCCUGCCCACCAUCCCCUCGGCGUCGGACUUCAACACGGUUCUGUCCAGCGACCAGAACACGCUGGAUGGGACGCACUCCCAGCACAGCACCAGUCAGGACGACCUGGUGGACGUGGAGGAGGGGAACCAGUGUCCCGCCGCCGUGCAGCUGGCCGACGCUCAGGUUGUCUUCAAGCCCUUGCUGGGCUACAUCGGCAUCCAGGCGCAGGACGCCACUCCCCUCAGCUACAAGAUGUACUUUGGAGAACAUUUGUCAUUUUCGGGCAACCUGGAGUGUCUGCGAGCCGACAUCGUGGACUCCGAUACGACCAAGGAGCGGAAAAACAAGAAGUCCAGGAGGCAGGGCACCGUCAACCUUCCCCCGCUGGAGUUCAAGCCCGCCCUGCUGAUCGAGACCUUCAGUGUCAACGCCGUGGUGAUGGAGAAGUCCGCCAGUGCCCCCCAGGGGGCGCCGCUCUCCUUCCACGACCUGAACCGCCGCCACUACAACACCUUCCACUGCGACUUCACCACAGCCUGCCAGGCCAUCAGCCAGCGCGUCGACAUGGCGCUGGUGCGCCUCAUUCACCAGUUCAGCACCAUGAUCGACGACAUCAAGGCCACGCAGACCGACAUCAAGCUGAGCCGCUACACCGCCGGCUCCACCUCCCCCACCCCCACCUUCAGGGCCCGCCCCUACCGCCACAUCCUGUCCUCUGACUUCAGCCGCAGCUCCCGCGGCAGCCUGAACGGCGCGGGCCGCGGCGCCACGCAGACGCUGAAGAGCAAGAGAGGAGGAGGGCCGGGGCUUCCCGCCAACGGGCCGCCGUCCAGCAUCGACACGCUGGGGCGGCGGGAACCCCGAGGACGCAGCUCGCUGGGGCGCUCGGAGCGCCGCACCUCCAAGGUAUCCAGAAAGGGCUCCCGGGACGUGGCGGACCACAUGCCGAUCCAGAUGGACGACUCGGACUCCAUCACGGUGUCGGAGCAGAGCGAGCCGUCGGCAGAGUGCUGGCAGAACAUGUACAAGCUGCUCAACUUCUACUCCCUGAUCUCCGACCCGACCGGCAUCCUGGAGAAGAGUUCGCCGGAGAACUGCAUCUCAGAGGGUGGGCGGCGGCCGUCAGAGUCGCUCUGUAAGGUCAUCUUUGAGAACGAGAACGAGCAGCUGGAGCCGGCGACGCCCGGCAGGCCACCUGGGGCUGCGGGCGGGCGGCGGCGCAGCCUGGUGAGCGGCGAGCCGCAGCACGUCACGCUGAUCGUGUUCGGCAUCGGCAUGGUGAACCGCACUCACCUGGAGGCCGACAUCGGCGGCCUGACCAUGGAGGCGGAGCUUAAGAAGAUCCACGGGUCGUUCACGCUGAAGGAGAAGAUGAAGGAUAUUCUCCACCAGAAGAUGACGGAGACGUGCGCAUCUGCUCACAUCGGAGGAGUGAACAUCGUUCUGUUGGAGGGAAUCACGCCGGACAUUCAACUGGAGGAUUUCCCCACGUCUCCCACCAGCACGGCUAAGCAGGAGUUUCUAACCGUCGUCAAGUGCACCAUCGCCAAGUCGCAGGCGCUGUACAGCGCCCAGCGGGGCCUGAGGACCAACAACGCCGCCAUCUUCAAGGUGGGCUCCAUCAUGAUCAACAUCCCGCAGCACCCGGCCACGCUGCACAGCAUGAUGGUCCGCAGCUCCCACCAACUCUCCAAGCAGAUCUCCGACCUCAUCCGCCAGCCCGCCAACACCCAACCGAACCGUGAGGACACGCCGACCCCCCAGCCGCCAGACAAGUCGUCCAGCAUCAACCAGACGCCGGUGGAGGCCAACGAGUUCCCCCAGCUGCCCGAGGGCCUGGAGAAGAAGCCCAUCGUCCUCAAGUUCAGCGCCAUGAUGGACGGCAUCACCAUCGGCGCCGCCCUGCUGCCCUCGCUCAAAGCAGAGUACAAGAUGGGGGCGGUGAAGAGCCACGGCAUGACAGGAGCUCAGACCAGCUUCACCUUCGAGCUGCCGAGCCACAAGCUGUGCUUCCAGUCCAAGGUGUCCCCGGUGGACAUGUCCACCAUGUCCCCGUCCGCCAGUCUGUCCCUGCCGCCCGUCACCAUGUCGGGGGAGUACAUCAUGGAGGACCACGAGAGCCACUCCGACCAGAGCUGGGCCCCCGACGACUUCCCGGCCAAGCAGGGCAACUACCUGCAGGGCAACUACCUGCGAUGCGUUGCUGAGAUCGGCUCGUUUGAACACAACCUGACGACUGACCUGCUGAACCACCUGGUGUUCCUGCAGAAGGUCUUCAUGAAGGAAGUCAACGAAGUCAUCCAGAAGGUUUCAGGAGGCGAACAGCCGAUCCCGCUGUGGAACGAACACGACUCGUCCACGGACGCAGACAAGCCCAAGAUCCUGCUCUACUCCCUCAGCCUGAUGUUCAAGGGGAUCCAGAUGACGGCCACCACGCCGUCGAUGCGGGCUGUGCGCUUCGAGACGGGCCUGAUAGAGCUGGAGCUGUCCAACCGGAUCCAGUGCAAGGCUCAGCCCGGAGGCAGCAGCAGCUACCUGAAGCUGUUCGGCAAGUGCCAGGUGGACCUGAACCUGGCGCUGGGGCAGAUCGUCAAGCACCAGGUUUACGAAGAGGCCGGCUCAGACUUCCACCAGGUGGCGUACUUCCGGACCCGGAUCGGUCUGAGGAACGCGCUGCAGGAGGAGAUCAGCGGCUCGUCGGACAAGGAGGCGGUUCUGAUUACUCUGAACCGGCCCAUCGUGUUCGCUCAGCCAGUGGCGUUUGACAGAGCCGUUCUCUUCUGGCUGAACUACAAGGCGGCGUACGACAACUGGAACGAGCAGCGGCUGGCGCUCAACAAGGACAUCCACAUGGCCACCAAGGAGGUGGUGGACAAGCUGCCGGGCAUCCAGCAGACCUCGGCCCAGGCCUUCAGCACCCUGUUCCUGCAGCUCACCGUCAACGACCUGGGCAUCUGCCUGCCCAUCACCAACGCUUCACAGAAAGGACCAGCAGCGUCAGGGCCGGAGGUGAGCUCUGCAGCAGCGGCCCAGCCAAAGCCCCCCCACAAAGCCAACCACAGCAUCGACUUCGACACGGGCUCGGCUCUGGUUCUGACCAUCGAGAGCACGCUGAUCACCGCCUGCUCCUCCGAGUCUCUGGUGAGCAAAGGUCACUUCAAGAACUUCUGCAUCCGCUUCGCCGAAGGCUUCGAGACGUCCUGGGACGACUGGAAGCCCGAAGUCCGGGGAGACCUCGUCAUGAACGCAUGCAUCGUCCCUGACGGGACGUAUGAAGUCUGCUCCAGGACCACCGGCCAGCCGUCUGCAGAGAGCAGCAGCGCCGGUACCUGGACGCUCAACGUUCUGUGGAAAAUGUGCGGCAUCGACGUCCACAUGGACCCGAACAUCGGCAAGCGGCUGAACGCCCUGGGCAACACGCUGACGUCGCUGACGGGGGAGGAGGACGCCGACGACAUCGCCGACCAGAACUCGGUGAACAUGGGAGACCUGUCGGACGAGGACGAAGCCGACACCAUGUUGCCCACCGUCCACACGAGCUGUGAGGCGCCGUUCAGCCCCCGGCUGACCCUAAAGAGACGCCUGGUGAACCACAUCCUGGGCCUCAGCCCCAGGCCGCAGAGUGUCUCUGCGGACGGCUCCGACGGCGGCUCCCCGUCCGGGGCCCGGGCCCAGAGGCCCCUCUCCUGGGCCUGCGAGAACUUUGACCCCCGGCGGCAGGCGACGUGCGGCGCGGCGCUGGAUGCCCGCGGCAGGAAGGUCACCAAGAGGGUGGUGGACAUCCGGGAGCUGAAUGAACAGGCCAAGGUCAUCGACGACCUGAAGAAGCUGGGCGCCAGCGAGGGAACCAUCAACCAGGAGAUCCAGCGCUACCAGCAGUUGGAGUCGGUGGCCGUCCAGGACAUCAGGAGAGACGUCAGGAAGAAGCUGCGGCGCUCCAGCAUGAGGGCCGCCUCCCUGAAGGAUAAGUGGGGCCUCGGCUACAAACCCAGCUACAGCCGCUCCAAAAGCAUCUCGGCGGCGGCGGGCCGGCCGCCUCAGAAACGGAUCGAACGCCAGAGCUCUAAGGUCGGGGAUGUGGAUGAUUUCCCAGAAGUACGUGUGGACGUGUCCGCUCCUUCACCUCGGGUCACCUUCAACAUCCAUGACCAGAAUAAAGUUCAGCUUCUGGACUCUGAACGUUCACCUGUCAGCCCAGCAGAGAUAUUCAAGGAAACAAAACCCACUCAGAUCGGCUCUUCUGAGGAAAGUGACCCUGGUUUACAGCAGAGAACAGUGGCAGGGUCGCCUGCAGAGCCGCAGCAGGACGCAGGGACUCAAACGGCAGUCGGGUCAGGGACAGCCGAGGCGCCGGCCGCUCAGUUUCCCGAGGAGUCCGAGUGCGAUCUGUUGUCCGUCACCAUCGACGACCCAUCCCAUCCUCAUCAUCACCUUCACCUCCAUCCUCCAUCCUCUGCGGAGGGCCAGCAGUCGGUGUUCAGUGCCCCCGCCACGCCCGCCGUCUUCUCACCCAUCGUUCCCUUCCAGCACUACGACUCCAGGCGCGACGACCUGUCCUCUUCGUCCUCCGAGGACUCGGAGAAGGAGGAUGAGUUUGAGAGACCGUCGAGCUACCGCCGGCCGCUCCAUCCGUCCCAUAAGAAGCCGUCGGGCUUCUCGGCCGUCAGCCAGCUGUUCAGCGAACGCUGGCCCGGCACGCCAGCCAGCCGCAGCUUCAGCAGCCCAGCGCCGGAGAAGAACAUUGACUUUGAGCUGGACGUGCGCGUGGAGAUCGACAGCGGAAAGUGCGUCCUUCACCCUACCACUCAGCAGUCGGAGCAUGAGGACGUCGCCCUGCGCAGGAGCUGCGACCGCAUCCUGAGGAGUCUGGACCAGGAUUCUCCUCCCAAGAAGAAGAAGCUGCAGCCGGCCUACAGCUCCUCCACUCACCUCCUGGCCGGGAAGAAAGGCCCUGCCACCCUGCAGACCAAGUCCAACGACCUGGAGACGACGGUGUUCUACAUCCCCGGCGUAGACGUGAAGCUGCACUACAACUCCAAGACGCUGAAGACGGAUUCUCCCAACGCCUCGCGGGGAUCCUCUCUGCCCCGCACGCUCUCCAAAGAGUCCAAGCUGUAUGGUAUGAAAGAAAGUGGCCCAAACCCCCCCAAUGCUGUCCACUGCAAGACUAACUCGCUCCUACCUCCCCCGCCCCCACCUGUUGCUGCAGCCAAAGGGAAGGGCAUUGGUGGGGUGAAGACAGCCAAGCUGUACGCCUGGGUGGCGCUUCAGACUCUGCCGGAGGAAAUGGUCAUCAGUCCGUGUCUGCUGGACUUCCUGGAAAAAGCUCUGGAGACCAUUCCCAUCACGCCGGUGGACCGGAGCUACGCAGCCACGGCAACCCAGGAGGAGGACAUGGGUCAGUUCGACCCGGUGGACCCGCUGGAGGAAUCCUCCGCCUCGCUGGUCUCCUCCUCCACCUCGGCCUACUCCUCGUUCCCGGUGGAUGUGGUCGUCUACGUCAGAGUCCAGCCCUCUCAGAUCCGCUUCAGCUGCCUGCCCAUGUCCAGGGUGGAGUGCAUGCUGAAGCUGCCGUCGCUGGACCUGGUGUUCUCCUCCAACCGCGGAGAACUGGAGACGCCGACAGGAACCAACCCCACAGACGGGCCGCACGCGCCGUCCUCCACCCCGCCGGGGCAACACGGCCCCAAGUCACCCCCCAGCAGAGCAUCUCCCCAGCUGGGCAGCCCGUUGGGCCGGAGCCGCCACAGCAGCAGCCAGUCGGACCUGACCGCGCCGCCCAGCAACUCGUCUGGCCUGAGCUUCACCGCCUGCAUGUCGGACUUCUCCCUCUACGUGUUCCACCCGUACGGUGCCGGGAAGCAGAAAUCAGCCGUCACGGGCCUGCCUCCGGGCCCGGGCCCGCUAGACGACGAACCGUCGUCGGUGACGGGCCGGAAGGACUCGCUGUGCAUCAACCUGGAGUUCGUGAAGGUCAGCCUGUCGCGCAUGAGGCGCACCGGAGCGCCGACCUUCAUCGAGAGCUUCGUCUCCAAGGGAGGCAAGAUGGACACCACCCUGAUCAACAUCUCAGCCGUGUGCGACAUCGGGUCGGCUUCCUUCAAGUAUGACAUGCGGCGCCUGAGCGAGAUCCUGGCGUUCCCCCGGGCCUGGUACCGCCGCAGCAUCGCCAGGCGCCUCUUCCUGGGAGACCAGACCAUCAACCUUCCGCCCUCGGGUCCCGCCACCCCGGACUCAGCGGAGAGCAUCGCCCAGCACCUGUCGCCCGAGUCCAGUCGGAAGGCGUACUGGAGGACGUGGGACGGCGGCUCGGCGGCGUCGCACGCUCCGCAAUCGCCCAACGUCUUCUCAGAGCAUGCCAACAUGUCGCCCGGCAGCCUGGGGCACCUCAAGUCCCCGGCGCCUGGCCGCACCCGCAGCGUGUCCGACUCGUCUGCCCCUAGGACCGAGCCAUUGGCCAAAACGUCGACGCCCGCCUUCGGGAAGAACGGGAAGUCGGCCGGCCAGCAGGGGUCGCCGUGGGAGACGCUGGUGGUGUUCGCCAUCAACCUGAAACAGCUGACCGUCCAGAUGAACAUGAGCAACGUCAUGGGCAACAACACCUGGACCACCAGCGGCCUGAAGAGCCAGGGCCGCCUGUCGGUGGGCAGCAACCGCGACCGCGAGAUCAGCAUGUCGGUGGGCCUGGGUCGCUCCAAGCUCGACUCCAAGGGCGGCGUGGUGGGCGGCAACAUCGACGUCAACACCCUGGAGAUGGUCGCCCACAUCUCGGAGCAUCCCAACCAGCAGCCCGGCCACAAGAUCCAGAUCACCAUGGGCUCCACGGAGGCGCGGGUCGACUACAUGGGCUCCAGCAUCCUGAUGGGCGUGUUCAGCAACGCCGACCUGCAGCUGCAGGACGAGUGGAAGGUCAACCUGUGUGCAGUGGACAGCAGCCUCUCCGAGAAAAGUCAGAUCUUUGUGCACGGCGACCUGCAGUGGGACAUCUUCCAGGUCAUCAUCUCUCGCUCCACAACGCCCGACCUCAUCAAGAUCGGCAUGAAGCUCCAGGAGUUUUUCACCCAGCAGUUCGACACCAGCAAGCGGGCGCUGUCCACCUGGGGCCCCGGGCCCUACCUGCCCCCCAAAACGCCCGUCAUCAGUGCCGAGAAAGGAGCUGCGGAGCUCUCAGACGUGGACGCCGCCCAUCACCGCCACUGGCCCGGCGUGCUGAAGGUCGUCGCCGGCUGCCACAUUUCGCUCUUCCAGACGCCGCUCCCCGAAGACGCCGUGCAGCUUGGCGGCUCCAUGAGUCUCCAUGGCAACCACACAACACUGGCCUGCUUCCACGGGCCCAACUUCCGGUCCAAGUCCUGGGCGCUGUUCCACCUGGAGGAGCCCAACAUCGCCUUCUGGACUGAGGCGCAGAAGAUCUGGGAGGACGGCUCCAGAGACGACUCCACCUACAUCGUGCAGACGCUGGACUUCCAUCUUGGACACAACACCAUGGUAACGAAGCCAUGUGGCGCCCUGGAGAGUCCCAUGGCGACCAUCACCAAGAUCACGCGCGGUCGCCACGAGAACCCGCCACACGGCGUCGCCACGGUGAAGGAGUGGUUCAACUACGUCACCGCCAUGCGGAACAAAGAGCUGAACCUGCUGCGUAACGUGGACUCCAGCGGCGAGCAGAGCGGUGAGGCGGCGCGGAGCUCCAGCCUGCUCAGCAGCUUCCGGGGUUCGCACGCCUACGACCACGAGACCGAGACCAUCUUCGCCCUACCCAGAAUGCAACUGGACUUCAAGUCCAUCCACGUGCAGGACGCCGACGAGCCGGCGCUGAGCGACGCCGGCGGUAAGCCGAAGGUGGAGUGCAGCAUGGUGACGGAGUUCACCGACCACAUCUGCGUUACCAUGGACGCGGAGCUCAUCAUGUUCCUGCACGACCUGGUGUCCGCCUACCUGAAGGAGAAGGAGAAAGCGCUCUUCGCCCCGCGGCUGCCGGUCGCCCGGCAGGGCCAGAAGAGCCCCACGGCGCCGCAGGACAACGGCGGCGCGCAGAGCGAACACGACGACGCCGUCAACUACACCGCCGUGGACUGGAGGGAGUUCAUGUGCAACACCUGGCACCUGGAGCCCACCCUCAGGCUGAUCUCCUGGACCGGCAGGAAGAUCGACCCGGUCGGGGUGGAUUACAUCCUGCAGAAGCUGGGCUUCCACCACGCCCGCACCACCAUCCCCAAGUGGCUGCAGCGCGGCGUCAUGGACCCGCUGGACAAGGUUCUGUCGGUUCUGAUCAAAAAGCUGGGCGCCGCCCUGCAGGACGAGAAGGACAGGAAGGGGCGGGACAAAGAGGAGCACUGAGGGAGGGACUGGGACCCAACUGGGGUCCAAACGGGAUCUAACGGGGAGAUUCGGCUGGAACCCAACAGGGACCUAACUGGGAUCUAACUGGGACCCACUGGAACCAAACCAAUACCCAACUGGGAGAUACUUCAGGGAUCCAACUGAGAUCCAGAUUGAACGGGGACCCAUCCGGACUGAUUACUCUGACCACUCUUCAUCCAGAACCACGCUGCUGCUGCUAGCAUCAUUGACCUGAUGGACGGUCUAGUUCAUGUAAACACACCUCGGCCUUUUCUUUGUUUCCCAUGGAAGACGAUCAGGCAUGCUUCAUGUAGGAUAGUGACCAUCAGCAGCUGCUCCUCAGACCUCACCAUGAUUGUUUUAACUCUUUAUUUAUGGGACGUGGGAACGCUACGUGACUCUGGUGUUGUAGCUUGGUCCGUUUUUUAAUCCGCAGUAGAACCAGUGUACAUAGAUCCGUUUCUUAAGUGUGUUGAUUUCUUAACGUAAUAAAACCAUUUCCAUUUAGGGUGAAA